Molecule: messenger RNA, 2334 nt
Organism: Ostrea edulis (European flat oyster)
Lineage: Eukaryota; Metazoa; Mollusca; Bivalvia; Ostreida; Ostreidae
Product: multiple epidermal growth factor-like domains protein 11
Exons: 11
Coding region: 1-1716 (571 amino acids)
Molecular function (GO): scavenger receptor activity
Source: RefSeq, a predicted model, not a curated record
AUGGCACGCUCCUUCCGCAAUUGUUUGAUGGCAAGAGUUACAGAAAAUGACUGUGUGUCAGAACUUUUCCCCAGUUGCGUGAAGCAAGAUGGACUCGUCUUAGAUCUCCGAAGACUAAAGGCAAAGAUCAAAAUACUGGAGGCUCUGCACCAGGACUUUCUGUUUGCAAAUGAUUGUGCCCUAGCAGCCACUUCCAAGGAGGACCUGCAAAAACUAACAGACAACACGUCGGAGGCUUGCGACGAUUUAUCUAAAGGCAAAAUUGCCAGUCAAUCAUCAACUUGGGAAUGUAACGUACAAACAUGUGCAAACUUGUACCUAGCAAGUAAUGCAGUUGAUGGAGACACCACAACAUGUUCUAGAAGCAAAUGGAUAGGCCCAAGUGCUCCUGAUAAGACAAUGUGGUGGAAAGUGGAUCUUGGUGCCAUUUAUAGCAUACAUAGUAUUGCUAUACUGUUCAAGGAUGAUGACAGUGAUGAGCAGAUACAAAGAGGGCGUUUUGCAGGAUUUUCUUUAUAUCUAUCUAACUCUGGUGUUCGGGACAGUGGCUCUCCCUGUUAUUUGGACGGACCUGAGUUACCUCCCUUGAAUUUUACAACAACCUGUGUGGGAUAUGGACGUUAUGUCACCUUUUCUAACGAACGACUAGAUCAAGUAAAAUAUCCUGCAGGAUACGAGAUUCUACGUGUGCUAAUUGAACUUUGUGAAGUCAUCGUUAAAGGCUGUCAGAACCUGGGUGUAUAUGGAAGCAGUUGUAAAAUUCCAUGUCCAAAAAACUGUCAGGAUAAGAUCUGUAACAUCGUCAAUGGAACUUGUUUUGGAUGUUUGCCUGGAUGGACGGGGGCUUUAUGUGAAAAUAAAUGUCGACACGGGUGGUACGGUCAGGAUUGUAAGAACCGGUGUGCAGGUCAAUGCAGGGGUAACACAACUUGUAAUCACGUGACCGGUGACUGUGAUAAUGGUUGUGCUGCCGGGUGGAUGAGCAGUAGAUGUAAUGAGCAAUGCAUUGCUGGAACGUAUGGCCCUGACUGCAUCUAUAAUUGUAGUGGUCACUGUCAGAAUGACGUCAUAUGUUACAUAGAAACUGGACAUUGUGAUACGGGUUGUAUACCAGGGUAUACAGGACAUUUUUGUUAUGAAUUGUGUUUACCUGGACGUUUCGGAGACCGAUGCGAAGAACGCUGUAGUGGACAUUGUUUAAACAAUAAAGUUUGUCACUACGUGGAUGGGAUUUGCACAGAUGGCUGUAACGAUGGAUAUAUUGGAAAACGCUGUAACGAAACAUGUGACCCUGGAUACUUUGGAACCAAUUGUUCUGAUGUCUGUUCUGAAAACUGCACUAAUGUUUGUCGAUACGAUGACGGGUUGUGUGACUGCUAUCCUGGGCAUAAGGGUCCUAAAUGCAACACAAUUUCAGGUCGGAAAUCAAACACAGAACCAGAAUACGAUAUUCCUGUUUCCUGGAUUGUAGGAUUUACAGUAUCUAUAACACUGAAUGUGUUUUUCAUCCUCAUUGGUUUCAUAAAUCUCAGAAAAAGAUUAAUACAGAAAGAAUCUAACGCUGGUCGAUCUGAUGCUACACACUACACAUCGACUGACUCUAUACAAAUUGAGAGUGGAGACACGUCAACUGACCACCCCAAAUAUCAGGAAUUAAAUUUGACCAGAGAUGAGAAUCUGUAUCAAGAAAUACAGUCCCAACGCGACAUAACAUAAGACAAAAAGGUGCAUUGUAUACGAAGAGUAAAACAAAACCAGACAUAACUAGCAGACUAAAAUUAUGAAAUCCUUAUUCAAUGCAGUUAAUAAGGAAGAAGUUCAUACUGUCGAUCCUAAAUACCAUUUUACAACACAAUAGCUGUCUAAAUGCUGUAAAACUAUUGAUGACAAAACAGUAGUUUAAUGAAACAUAAAAUGUAAAUUCUAUCUUUUCAUUUCAAUUCAUAAAAUAAUUCUAGUAUAAACUGUAAUGACCAAAUCAAUUGUAGUUCCGAAAAUGUCUCUAGAGUACAAGAUAAAGUUGUUUCACAAUGAGUUCUCUUAUUUUUGUUUUGAUUUCAUCUAUCUUUUUUCCAGGAAUUCUCACACAUAUGGACAUGAUAUAAUUAUACAAAUGUGUACAUUUCGCGUCAUAUUUUCAAUAUUUAAGGAAGUAAGCUAAGUUUGACCUAGGCUACACGAUAUAAUGUAACUUGGUGCGGUUUAUGCUUUUAAUCACCUUCUCGUAAACUGUAAUUUGUUGUCAGGAAAUAUAACAGAUAAUGGUACACUUUACAUGUUUAUUAUUUUUACAUCAAUUUUGUUUCUAAUUAUUACAAAAAUAAAUGAAAUAUA